[Torrubiella] hemipterigena is the source of this 1548-nucleotide messenger RNA. NCBI's taxonomy places the organism in Eukaryota, Fungi, Ascomycota, Sordariomycetes, Hypocreales, Clavicipitaceae. The record is from the annotation of a GenBank genome assembly.
AUGCGCAGUUACAUUGUGUAUGCUGCCCAGGUACUCUGCCUCACCGGCGUUGCAGCGCAGGAUGUUCACGGCUGGUACGAUGCCCACCCAGGAACCGCGCGAAUCAAACGCGUAAACCAGGCUACGUACCAAAUACUUGACGAAUUCGGUCGCACUCGCUUCUUUCAUGGAACCAACGUCGUCAUGAAAGAGGCCCCGUGGUACCGCCCAUCAGAAUGGGUGCCGGGCACAUCCUCGUUUGGCGAGAAAGAUGCACAGAACUUACAUGAUCUGGGGAUCAAUAUUGUGCGUCUCGGUCAUAGCUGGACGGGAGCAGAGCCUGUUCGAGGCCAGUAUAACGAGACGUUUCUGCAAAUCAUGAAGUCGCAGACCGAACUGGCCGAGAAGCAUGGCAUGUACGUGCUCGUGGAUGUACACCAAGAUGUCCUCGGACGAAAGUUUUGCGGCAAUGGUGUGCCUGAUUGGUUUAUUCAACCAGAUUGGGUACCAGGAUGGGAAAGGUAUCCCUUCCCCCUGGCAAAGCCCAACACAGUCGAUCAAAACGGGUUCCCAUCUCCAGCAUCUGCCUGUGGCUCAGAGAGCUGGAACUUUGCGCUGAGCUACACGACCGUCGCAGUUGCCAACGCAUUCGGACGCCUUUACAACAACUAUGACGGGCUGGGUGACGCUUUUGCUGCGUACUGGAAAAAGCUGGCCUCGGGGUACAGCCAGUCAGUGAAUAUCGCAGGAUACAAUCUGCUUAAUGAGCCCUGGGUCGGCGAUAGCUGGGCAAGUCCUAGCUUGCUUGUACCUGGUGUUGCUGACCACAAAAAUUUGGAGGGUUUGUGGAAUCGCGCCUCUGCUCAAAUUCGCACAGUUGACAACGACACACUCAUUUGGUUUGAAGGCGUUACUACCGACGUGCUGUCUGGUUUCAACAACGUGCCUCUGGGCGACGGGUCCAAAACCGUGCAAUCCUUCCACUACUACCAUCCCCCGCAACUUGGCUCCAUCUCCGACACUCUGUAUAACCGUCGCAAGGACAGCAUCCGACUCAAAACGGCUGCUGUGAUGACGGAAUUCACGUUUUGGAUGGGAGAUGCGAAGCAGAUGCAGAGCAUAACCGACGCAGUCACCGCUGCUGACGCCAACAUGGUCUCGUGGAUGGGAUGGGCAUACGAGAACCUCUACGAUGGAUCUACUGGAAAGCCGCAUCCAGAACUUGCUGUCCAUUACAGCCGCGCAUACCCUUCUGCUGUCGCUGGUGAACCAAAGAGCUUCGGAUACGAUGAGAGUUCUGCGACAUUCAAGCUGCAAUUCGUGACGGACCCAACUAUUAGCGCGCCAACGGAAAUCAUCUUGCCAGUAAGCUCUUUUCCACGCGGAUACCAUGUCCAAGUGACGCCUGCGGGUAGCUUGCUGUCUUUUACUCGCGAUGAGCGCACGCUGGCAUUGUUUACAUCUGGCAGCUUGACGAGCCCAACUACUGUUUCAGUUGUAAUUACUCCCAAAUAGUAGUGAUAAACUCAGUACAUAUUAGUCUAUAGUUUAAUUCAGUAUUUAUGGGCA